UAAGGAGCUUACGUCUCGAGAUACGUUUGUUGCCAGCUGUUAUUUUCUUCGGUCUCCCUUAGCCGUAUAAAAGCAUUGCAGCUCGGACGAAAACCAGCAGAGUACCAACAUAAUGUCUGAGGAAACGAUCUAAAGGAGUUACAAGAUACCCGCGUGGCUGACUGAGCAUUACGUCGAGCAAAAGUUAUGAGGCUACUUCAAGAAUGACACCCUGAAUCUGGAGAAACGGGAGGUCAAGCCCGCAACGGCAAGUGGACAGAACUAUGCCAGUGUGAUGACCCGGAUUAAUGUGGAGUAUACCACAGAGGGUUCUAAGCAUAUGCAGCCGGCAACGUUCCUGCUGAAAACCACCUUCGCCGACAAGGAUCCAGCGGCCCAUAUUCUCUUCGACUAUGGAAUCUACACUCGCGAGAUGGACAUGUACGAGCAGAUCCUGCCCCAUUUGGCGAUUAUAGUGAGGGAGGAGCUCCAGGAUACCAGGAAGAUGUUUGCUGCCACCGUAAAUGCGGAUCGCCAGCGAGACUCGAUCAUCUUUGAAGAUCUCUCCCUGGAGCAGUAUAAAGUGGCUUGCCGGCUAAAGAAACUGGAUUUGGUGCACACUCAUUUGCUGCUGGAGAAGCUAGCCAAGUUUCAGGCAGCCGGAGCAGCUCUGGCAGAACGGCUGCCUGGGAUCUUUGAGAAAAACUACGAUCGAGGAUUUUUCAACAAACAUUGUCGCGGCUACGAACACAUCAUGACGAAUGUUCUGAAGGCCUUGUCGCAUACCCUAGAGCUGAAUGGGGAUCUCAAAAAACGCUACCAGGCCAAGAUCGAUCGACUGGUGGAUAAUGUAAUGGCCUACGGCGAAAGAGCGACUUCAAAUAAUCCAGGGGACUUUCUUACCCUAGCCCAUGGAGAUCUUUGGACCACCAAUGUUAUGUUUCAGUAUGAUAACAAAGGUCAUCCCACCAAUGCCAUCUUCAUAGACUUCCAGUUCAGCGUUUGGAACUCUCCGGCCAUCGAUCUUCAUUAUUUCUUCUCCACCUCAAUACACGAAAAUCUCCGUCUGCAAAAUCAAACUGAGUUGGUACAAUUUUACUAUUAUAAGCUAGUGGAGGCCCUGAAAAAGGUCAACUAUUUGGGCAAGGUUCCAAUUUUGUUUGUCUUCCAGCAACAGUUUCGGGCCAGAGCAUUUUAUGCUGUGUUCUCGUCACUGGUAUUUGAGCCCGCCAUUGUGUACAAUGGCAAGGAGGAGCCAUCCAUAGAGAAGUUUAUAUCUGCCGACGAGGAGGGAGUACGGCUCAGGGAUGCAGUCUACCAAACAGAAGAAACUGAAAAGAAAUUGCACCUGAUACUGCCGUUCCUCGAUCAGUUGGGAUUGCUGGACGAAAUGUAAAAUAAUGUCCCAUAAAAAGUACUAGUCUAAUACUAUAUUUUAGAUACCAUUUCUAAUGAUCAAUUAAAGAAGAUGGACAAUAUAAGUUGUAUUCACCAAGUUGUUGAUAAAAUAGAUAAACUACAUCUACGUUGCCAAGAACAACAGCCAUCUAAUACGGUUUCAAAAGCGACGUUUUUUUGUAGUACCCACAGAAAAAAACCCAUGAAAAAUGAACAACUAAACAGCUAAAUCUGCACCACCUAAUAAAAAUAGGACAUUGCAAUCAAAAUAUUCGUUUACCUAUAAAAUGUUUGAAUGCACCAAAUAAUAGUAGUGAGAAUACUAGUAAACAGAAAAUAGGUGUCUUAAGAUUUUCAUGGUGAUGGUAGCAAAACGUGUGCCAGGAAUAAAACAUCAAUUUACAUAAUAGAAAUAAUAAUACUG
Messenger RNA from Drosophila gunungcola (fruit fly), 1801 nucleotides. RefSeq lists its product as uncharacterized. The record is from RefSeq and is a predicted model, not a curated record. Lineage: Eukaryota; Metazoa; Arthropoda; Insecta; Diptera; Drosophilidae. The coding region runs from base 275 to 1375 and encodes 366 amino acids. The transcript has 2 exons.